AUGGCUCUAUCCAGGAUUUCCCUCAAUCCUCCUCCGAACAUAGAUCCUACCAAGGGCACAUUAGCCUAUGGACGCUUGGCUUUAAAAAGACUAAGAAUUGAACUCAACGAUGAUAGCCUUCUUGUGCGACAAAGAGCAGUUAAAGCUCUUUCAGAUUAUAUUCAUGACAGUGAAAAUGUUGCUUCUGCUAUAAAUGAAGUACACGGAAUUGGUCGGCAAGCAUUUCUGGACCACGAUAUACUUUCUGCCUAUGACAAAUUAUACGCAUCUACAGAACCAGACAUAGUUAGAAAGCGGGUUCACCAAUCUUUAGCAUUACUGACAAGUGUUCCUCUUUACGCAGAAGGAGUUGUGAACAAGGGGCUGAUACCUUUAUUAGUUGGGUUAUCCGAGAGAGAAUUAGAUGAACUAAAGCCCUUAGUUUUAGAGACCCUUAGCUACAUCCUGUCUUUUGAACCUAAGUCUGGCCUCAACGCAAAUGGAAUGAAAAUUUUUACAGCAUUACUCAGUCACAAAGACCCCAGCGUCAGAACAAAAGCCGCCCUUUGUAUAUUAAAGAUGAGGUAA
Molecule: messenger RNA, 567 nt
Organism: Protopolystoma xenopodis
Lineage: Eukaryota; Metazoa; Platyhelminthes; Monogenea; Polystomatidea; Polystomatidae
Source: the annotation of a GenBank genome assembly